AAAUUUAACAACAAACAAACAACUUACUGCUACUGCUUACUAAUGGACGUGUCUGCCCUCUCGGAAGCAAAUUUUAGUCCCGCGGACUGGAUAAAUGCCAACUACAAGAAGUACAUAGAGGAGAAUGGUGGCACAGACGGCGAUGCGACGUCUUUUAUCCAAAGCUACGUGGCCAAGCUGCAGCUGUAUGUGCAGCAGGUGAACUACGCCGUGGAGGAAUCCAGCCGGCAGGUGGUAUCAAGCAUGCCGCGCAUAGCCAAGGAGUCCGCCACGUUGCACAGCGACGUGAGCCAGCUGCAGGAGAAGAUGAGUGCCAUGCGGCAGGAGGUGGCUGCCGUGCAGAGUGAGACGGGCGAAUGCAUGGCCACCCUGGAGCGGCUGAACACGCUGCAAACGAAGCUGCAGGCAGCCAAGGAGUCGCUACAGGAGUCGGAUGGCUGGGGCAACCUAUUGGCAGAGCUGGAAGACGGAUUCGAGCGUAACGAUUUGAAGGGUGCUUGCGAGAAGCUGAUAGCGCUGCAAAAGUCCCUGCUCGCCCAGGAACAACUGCCGGGCCAUGCGGAGCGUCUCACUCAGGUCGAGGACUUCAAGAACCGCCUGGAAGCGCUGGCCUCGCCCAGCGUUGUUCAGUGCUUUGCGGAAUCCAAUUUGGAGCAGGCCCAGCACUAUGUGCAGAUCUUCACGAGCAUUCAGCGUCUGCCGCAGUUGCAGCAAUACUAUCGGGCUGUCCAAAAGAAUCUCUGGCAGCAGCAGUGGAAGCAGACGCUGGAGCUGCAGGGCACAGAAACGCAGCCGCAGCAGCAGCAACAAUUUCUCACGCUCUACUACGAUCAGCUGCUCGAGCACUGCCAGCGACAGGUCAAGUGGUGCUCAAAUCUGUUCAGUGAAGAAUCGACGCAGCCCUUCCUGGUCAUCGCCGAGCUGUUGCCCGCCCUCCAGCCCACGCGGGAUGCCCACAUUCUGCAGCUGCUGAAGACAUCCAACGAGCGAUUGGAACUUCUGGGUCUGUUCUCGCAGGUGAACCACAGUUUUGUGCUGCAUUUGAACUCGCUGCUGGAGCAGUCGCACAUCACACUCUCCGAUGAGCUGCACCGGCAGCUGGGCGAGGCGGUGUUCGAAUACUUUCACAAGUUCAUACAGCAAUAUCCACGCUUGGAGGAGACGCAGCUGUCUACCCAGGUGGAUCGUCUGCUGUCGACUCAGGCGACGCCCAGCGAUGCGGUGCGUCAUCUGGAGGAGAGCACCCGCAAGCUAUACGAGUGGCUGAAAGAGGCCUGCGAACGCUGCUCUGCCAUUACCAGCGAUCUGGCUCUGUGCAAGCUGAUAACCCUGCUGAAUGGCAUCUUCAAGCGUCAGCUGGAGAACUUCUGCCGCAUCCAGCGGCAGCUUGGCCUCAGCCUCGGCUCCAGCAGCUACGCAGCGCAGAGUGAAAACUGGUCCCUGCUGCAGUACACGAUGUCCCAGUUGCAGUGCCUCGCGGACUUCCAAGUGCAGCUGCAUCAGUUCGAACAGGAAUUGCUCACGCGAAUGACCACGCUGGCGACCAAGCUGGCCAAGCAGUCCACUCGGGGAAACAUUACAAUAUUCCAGACCUGUGACCAUGCAGCACGCACCCAACUACUGAAUUGCAUUGCUGACUAUCAGCAGAAGAAGGCGGAGGCCACCGACAGUCUGGGCAUAUUUCCGCAGAUCUAUGCCGCUUUGAAGUUUCAAUUCACCGAAACUCACGACAUAACUCUGAACAUACUGCUGCAGCCCAUUGAGACGCACCUGGCGCACAUUCGUCCAGCGGCAGAGGCUCAUCCCUCGACGGGCAUCGACAUGCCAUCCUUCAGUUUUGCACCCCAGGAAAGUAUCACGCAGAUCGGACAAUAUCUGCUAACCCUUCCGCAGCAUCUAGAGCCAUUGUUGCUCGCUCCCUCGGCGCUUCUGAAGCAGGCCUUGGAGGUGUGCAACGUCAAGUACACACAGGCCAUACCCUGUGCCGAUGUCUUGCUCUCGCUGGUGGUGGAACAGUGCUGCAUUUUGUAUCAGGCGCAGAUACUGCAAAUCAAGUCGCUGCCAGCCGCGUCCGCCAAGCAGCUCAGUGUGGACAUUGAGUAUCUCUCGAAUGUGCUCGAGGAACUGGGACUGUCCAUAAACCUGCAAUUGUCACAGAUCCUCACCUUGCUGAAGGCCGCACCAGAUCAGUACUUGACCCUAAGCAGCGGCUGUGAGCCACGUCUGGUGACGGCCAUACGACAAAUGCGAAAUAUUAUAUCCACACAGUAGAUGGCCAGCUGAGCGCUGAAAUGUAUUUAUGUAUAUAAUUAAUAGUGUGACAACAAUUUAACGCAUUAACAAUUAAGAGUACUGCUAGUAUAAAUAUUUAAUCAAGUGUACAGCUUCUAGUAUUGCACGGCACUUCGCUUGGCAUGGCCAGAGUCGGUAAAUUGCUCAGCGGUUAAAUGAAUUACUUCAAAUACAUGCGGCGAGUGCAUUUGAAAUGGAAUACCACACACACCACCUACAGGACUCGCUGUAUUGUUAUUGUACUUCUAACAAUUUUCCUCCUAACCAUGGCACUGCGCUGGUCAAUGAAAUCUUUACCUGAGCACACAGUACACAAAAUGGAUGUGCCUGCAAUGCGUCAGAAAGUCAAAGCGAUGAUGCUGCAUGCCUGGAGCAACUACCAUCGAUACGCUUGGGGAUCGAAUGAACUUUGUCCCAUAACGAGGCGCGGCUGCCGUGGCAGCACGUUCAGCACCCACAGCUUUGGCGCCACUAUUAUCGAAGCUUUGGAUACCCUGCACAUAAUGGGCUUGAAGAAGGAGUAUCAGCAUGGUCGUGAUUGGAUCGAGGCACACUUUGCAUUGGACAAUGUAAGCGCUGCGCUUCCUGUCUUCGAGCUAACUUCACGGCUGCUGGGCUCCAUGCUAUCGUUAUACUCAUUAACCGGAGACAUUUUGUACAGGAACAAGGCGCUGCAGAUUGCCGACAAGAUUAUGCCAGCUUUCGAUACACCCACGGGGAUACCCAAGUCCAUAAUAAACCUUAGAUCAGGACACGCACAAUCAAGUAAUGACAUUUCAAAGUUUGGUGCACUGCACUUGGAGUUAUCGUAUCUGAGCGACAUCACUGGCAACCCAGUCUACAGAGAGCGAGUGCAGCGAAUCCGCAAGGUGUUGGGGAACAUGACAAAGCCGAAUGGAUUGUACCCAAAUCGGAUGAACAUAAAGACGGGCAAAUGGAUAGGCGGCGACUCUUCCAUAAAUAGAUUUCACGACUAUUUGCUCAAGUCGUGGCUGCAGUCGGGAAAUAUGGAUA
Molecule: messenger RNA, 3306 nt
Organism: Drosophila guanche
Lineage: Eukaryota; Metazoa; Arthropoda; Insecta; Diptera; Drosophilidae
Gene: Cog7
Product: conserved oligomeric Golgi complex subunit 7
Exons: 2
Coding region: 43-2271 (742 amino acids)
Biological process (GO): Golgi organization; retrograde vesicle-mediated transport, Golgi to endoplasmic reticulum; intracellular protein transport
Cellular component (GO): COG complex
Source: RefSeq, a predicted model, not a curated record